Messenger RNA from Pipistrellus nathusii (Nathusius's pipistrelle), 600 nucleotides. The record is from the annotation of a GenBank genome assembly. Lineage: Eukaryota; Metazoa; Chordata; Mammalia; Chiroptera; Vespertilionidae.
AUGGCCCAGCAGAGAGCCCUGCCCCAGAGCAAGGAGACGCUGCUGCAAUCCUACAACAAGCGGCUCAAGGACGACAUCAAGUCCAUCAUGGACAACUUCACCGAGAUCAUCAAGACAGCCAAGAUCGAGGACGAGACGCAGGUGUCCCGGGCCACUCAAGGCGAGCAGGACAACUACGAGAUGCAUGUACGCGCUGCCAACAUCGUCCGAGCUGGCGAGUCCCUGAUGAAGCUGGUGUCCGACCUCAAGCAGUUCCUGAUCCUGAACGACUUCCCGUCGGUGAACGAGGCCAUCGACCAGCGCAGCCAGCAGCUCCGGGCGCUGCAGGACGAGUGCGACCGCAAGCUCACGGGGCUGCGGGACGAGGUCUCCAUCGACCUCUACGAGCUGGAGGAGGAGUACUACUCGUCCAGCUCCAGUCUCUGCGAAGCUAACGAUCUGCCUCUGUGCGAAGCUUACUGGAGGCUGGACCUCGACACAGACGCUGCCGAUGGCCUCACGGCCCCGCUGCGGGCCUCCCCAGAGCCCAGCGCUGGCCCCCUGCAGGCCGCCGCCGCCCACUCCCACGCUAGCGGGCCUGGCCCCACAGAGCACGCCUGA